Molecule: messenger RNA, 2001 nt
Organism: Coprinopsis cinerea okayama7#130
Lineage: Eukaryota; Fungi; Basidiomycota; Agaricomycetes; Agaricales; Psathyrellaceae
Product: CMGC/CLK protein kinase
Exons: 11
Coding region: 1-2001 (666 amino acids)
Biological process (GO): protein phosphorylation
Cellular component (GO): nucleus
Molecular function (GO): protein kinase activity; ATP binding
Source: RefSeq, a predicted model, not a curated record
AUGGAUACCACCCCUCUGCUCCCUCCCGGGCUUUCCUUCCCUUAUCGUCGCAAUGGAUCCAGGUUCGAGUUAUGGCUCAUCAAGAUGAGUUUUCCCCUACUGUUUACCAUACUCCUUCAUCUUGAACUCGACGACCUUCGGCAACUUGGUGCAACUUCUCAAAGAUUGCGCAACCUAAUCAACGCCUAUCGGAGGAGGGUCUGGUACUUCCCGCGUUUCCUAACUGCAUGGCAUCUGGGCCCAGACAUUUUCCUUGCAAAGAUGGAGCUUACCGGCGCGAUAUGUGCAGGAUGGCAAGCCUUGCGAUUCCUCGAUCGACUUCCGCCCGACCCUUCGACUGGACUGGAUGUCUUCGUGCGGAUAGCGGGCGCUAUAGCACUCGGACGCCACCUAUUCGAGGCUGGUUAUGUUCUUGGCCGCUUCGACGUACCUGCCAUCAUUCAGUACCGUCAAUUCGAACGCGAUGUCCUUGGACUUUCCGGUGGGACUCAGAUACGCCAGCUCAUGGACACCUAUGGCAUCAUAGCGUGGUUUCCAUUCAAGAAGUUGGUUGUUCGUUUGGGAAGGCGUGAAGUUGUGCGGGUAUCCCUUGCUAUAACAAAUGUCAAUCCUAUUGACUUUGUGAUCAAUAACUCAGGAUGCACUGCGAUGAUGCAGAUCAUUACCCCGCGUCGUUCCAUCUCCAUUUUUCCGGCCCACACCUUCAUCAAGCGUGUCUCGUUCUUAUUGCACACAGACAAGGACGCCGUGAAGUGCGCCAUAUCGAUGCACGAGAAAUACCCAAUACCCUUUGAGAUCUCUUCCUCCUGUCGAGGAUUUCCUCCAGAUGGAUUCCCGUUAGGAGUGCGAUGGUUAGCAGACAACACUUGCUGGAUUCAGCCUGUCAACGACGAACUGGUUUUGGAUUACCUGAUACAGGACUACGAACACCAAUAUGCGGCGGGCCAAGGCAAGCCCUCGUUGGCAACAACUGUGUACAAUGGGGCUGUCACACUGAGAAGGAUUGAGAUAGGUGACUUCCUGGACAAGAAAUUUUGCGUCUACCAAUUAGGUUCUUUCUCGGGGCCAUGCCAGACUAUAAGGGCUCGCGAGAUACGGACUGGUCGGUCCUUGCUUUUGCGAGCCAUUCGGAAAUCGAGUGUCCUUCCGGAUGCUCUGUUCAAGGACCUCCAGGCAGUAGAAGUCGUGUCAAAGGCGGAAGACCAUUUUGUGCGGUUCACUCGGCUCUUCCAGACCGAGUUAGAUACCUUCUUAGUAUUCGAAGAUGAAGGAGUACCGUUAUCUUCUAUCAUCCGAAACAAUAAUAUAGCAACAUUCUCACCCCGGCAAGUACGCGAAAUUGUUUGGCAAACCGCAAACGCGUUGGACUUCUUACACUCCCAUGGUAUAACCCACGGCGAUCUUUGUCCUUCCAACAUCAAGUUGUCGAGUAUCGCCACUGUCCAAGAAGUAUACUUCGACUGGGAAAGUCGCUCCUUCGACACUCGGAAAGUACUGAAGUCCACCGAGCUUCGAGUAUGUUUCUUCGGUUCUCUUGGGGUCGACAACCGCUCCAGGAAUCACGAUCGUUUUCGUUCCCCUGAGGUUGUAGCGGGCAUUGGCGUUGACUACAAGACGGAUAUUUUCUCUCUGGGAUGCUUGAUGAAGGAGUUGAUUAUCAAUCGACCAUUCCUUUACGACUGCAUGGAUUCGAUGUUCUACGUCCGAGACAAGCUGUGGGUCAUGGAGAAUAUCCUGGGUAGUUUCCCCCAAGAGCUUGCAGAGACGAUUGAGGCGAAACACGCGGGAGUCUUCACACCCUGGUGGCGUGUUGCCACUAGCAGUGAAGAUCAUUUCGACGACAAGAUUGUGGAAUUCGUGGGAGAUAGCGAUACACUACCGGAAUUGAUUCGGGAUAGGGAUGCUCUAGAAGUCAUCCGAUCUAUGACAGCCUAUAGGCCCAGCGACAGGCCAUCAAUAUGGGUUCUCACAAGCGCAGACUACUUCAGGACAGAAUUCUAG